Messenger RNA from Panicum virgatum (switchgrass), 646 nucleotides. RefSeq lists its product as uncharacterized. The record is from RefSeq and is a predicted model, not a curated record. Lineage: Eukaryota; Viridiplantae; Streptophyta; Magnoliopsida; Poales; Poaceae. The transcript has 3 exons. The coding region runs from base 131 to 646 and encodes 171 amino acids.
CUGGUUGUCUCCCUGCAGCUGCUACACGCGCGCAGGCCUUGUGGGCUCCGAAGGCCCAAUACUUCCGAGGCAGACGCUGCAUGGGCCUUCUGCCAGCCUUCUUCGUCCGACUGAGAAUGCAGCCCAGCCCAUGCAGAGAGAAGUACUCAGACUGAGCAUUCAUGUUUACAGUCAACUCGGUCAGACCCAGCGACUGCACCAGCAAUUACUCCCAACAACAGGUCGGCCACUCACCACGGCAUUUGACCUGAGCCACUCGCCCACUGGCUGGCACCGUCAAGCGCUCGCGUACACGCUUCACAGCGCGGCAGCACGGGGGCGGAUCGGGCCACGCCGGGCUGUCGAGGGCCGCCGGGAUCCAGAUCAAGGCGGCCGCGGCGUGCGGGUGCGAACAAAUCCCAACUCCGCUCCGGCGCCUGCCCUCCGGGUCACGCCGCCGUCCCGGACAAAACCGACAGCUGCGGUGCGGGGUCAUGUGAUGCAUGCCGUCUGCGACGGGGAGGUCUUCGGGUUUCGUCGCGGGCCCCUGCCCUGCCCCAAGCGUCCAACCCACGCACGCGUCGGACCUCAUCGCCACGCUUUGCUUACAGUUACACCAAACCGCAGUAGAUGUUCUCUCUCUGUUCUAAAUUAUAAAUCAUUUUAA